Molecule: messenger RNA, 2559 nt
Organism: Sphaerulina musiva SO2202
Lineage: Eukaryota; Fungi; Ascomycota; Dothideomycetes; Mycosphaerellales; Mycosphaerellaceae
Product: mismatch repair protein 5
Exons: 3
Coding region: 1-2559 (852 amino acids)
Biological process (GO): mismatch repair; chiasma assembly
Cellular component (GO): nucleus
Molecular function (GO): ATP binding; ATP-dependent DNA damage sensor activity; mismatched DNA binding
Source: RefSeq, a predicted model, not a curated record
AUGGAGGACAUGCCAGCUGGAGCAGCAGACAUUGUUGAUGCUCUCAAGCUCUUUAUUGAGCCGACAGUCAUCCUCGUGUCGACCAAAUGCAACGAAGAAGCCAUAAAUCGACUGGAUCCUGAGCUGCGCACGCAGCGAGCCUCUGUUGAUGCCCGCAGUGAUCAGACACGCCUCCCAUAUCUGCUGGAGUGCCGACCAAAUGCAGAGUUUGGCUAUGAAUCAGGCAAAGUGAAGCUGGCGAAUCUCCACAUUGGUCUACCAGACGGUCCCACUGUCACGUACGUAGUGCCCGGAGAUGUGGUUGCUAACGACGAUUUUCCCGCACAUGAAGACGAGAAGUCUGGUCGACAGUGUGCCAUCUUGCGCUUGGCGGGUCUUGUCAACAUGGACAGCCGAAUUACUGUCGGCUGCGCGGGCGCUGUCCUUUCGUAUCUCCAACGUAGGAAAGCUACUACCUUUCUACCAGGAGACAGAGACGCUGAAGCCAUGUUUCGCAUAGCGACAGUCGAGAUGUUCAGCUUGGGGGGAUCCAUGUUCAUCAAUGCUGAUACUCUCCAGUCACUGCAGAUCACUACAACGGAGUCUCACCCAAAUGCUCAGCAACAGGGACCAGCAAGCAAGAAUUGGUCACGAGGAUCGAAAGAAGGUCUUUCUGUCUACGGACUCUUCCACAACCUGGCAAAGACCGCUCAGGGUCGGCAUCUACUACGACAGUUCUUCCUUCGACCAAGUCUCAACAUGGAUGUUAUCAACGAACGACAUGACACAAUUGGUGCUUUUAUCAGGCCCGAGAAUGCAGCAACGCUCGGUCAGAUUGCGAACACGUUGGCAGGAGUGAAAGACAUGCGUCGCGUCACUACGGACUUACGCAGGGGUAUUCGCAGUGGCGUCAACAACAAUCAGCCCAUAACCACAUCAGUCUGGGGCAGGAUGAGAGACUAUACGUUUGCUGCUCUGGAGCUCACCGACCUGCUGACGCAAGUUGUGGGGUCUGAGGGCCUCGUUGUCCACCGCAAGAUCGCCGAGCAAUUCAACAAGCUUCACCUGGCUGAGGUUGGGGCUCUCAUCAGCGACGUCGUAGACUUCGAGCUGUCCAAGUAUGCGAAGCGAACAGUGGUCCUGCACGGUAUCAGCGACGAACUGGACGAUGCCAAGCGCACUUACGAAGCCAUUGAGGACAUGCUCUCGCAAGUGGCCUCGCAUAUUGCCCGUCAAGUUCCCGCGGAUCUGAAGUCCAAAGUGAAUGUCAUAUUUUUCCCUCAGAUCGGUUUCCUAAUCUCCAUCGAGCGCGAAGAGGAUGACAUAGCAGUGCCAUACGAGGGUCCGGAUCCUGCUGAGCCUUGGGAGCAGAUGUUUACGUCCUCCACACAUGCGUACUACAAGAAUACCAAUACCAUGGAGUUGGACGAGAACUACGGUGAUAUCUGGGGCUGCAUCCUCGACAUGGAAAUCGAGAUUAUCCAAAACAUGGCACAGCGUGUACUGGAACACGAGGAGCUCAUCAACACAACCUCGGACAUUUGUGGCGAGCUUGAUAGCCUCGUGGCAUUAGCGAGGGGCGCAGUACAGUAUCGGCUAGUCAGACCUAAUAUGACGGAACAGAACAUUGUCAGGAUCAAAGACGGCCGACACAUACUACAGGAACUCACCGUGCCAGCUUUCGUACCUAACGAUGCCUACCUACUGGGAGGAUGUGGAGAUGACACAGCUGCUGACCCACGCGAGUGUAAAAUCUCGGCCGAUCCUCGAAUCACGCAACCCCUACCGCCAGACGCUCCAAGUGUGCUGAUGAUGACUGGACCAAACUAUUCUGGGAAGAGCAUAUACCUGAAGCAAGUGGCCAUCAUCGUCUACAUGGCUCACAUCGGCAGCUUCGUGCCUGCGAAUUACGCUACAAUUGGUCUGACCGAUGCUAUCCUCACCAGGAUAUCGACCAGAGAGACAGUCUCACGCAUUCAAAGCGCCUUCAUGAUCGAUCUCCAGCAAGCUUCCGUUGCGCUGAACAUGGCCACGCGACGCAGUCUCCUGAUUGUAGACGAGUUCGGCAAAGGCACAGAGUCAUAUGACGGCGCUGGUCUCGCGGCUGGUGUAUUCGAACACUUACUCCAGCGGGGGCCUGAAUGUCCAAAGGUGAUCGGAGCCACACAUUUCCACGAAAUCUUCGAAUCUGGAUUCCUCCCACCUCGGCCAGCGCUGGGCUUCGGGCAUAUGGAGGUCCAAGUCGACGACGCCCAGUCUGUAGUGGAGAACCAGAUUACAUAUCUGUACAAUCUUCGCCCAGGCAGAAGUGCUUCAAGCUAUGGUACGAUGUGUGCCCGUAUCAAUGGCGUCGACGCGAUUGUGACCGAUAGAGCCGACGAGCUCAUUGCGCUUGCGUCAAAAGGGGAAGAUUUGACUGAGGCGUGCGCAAAGCUUCCAAAGGAAGAAAUGCUGGAUCUGCGUCGGGCAGAGGAAAUUGCACGAGCGUUUCUGCAGAUCGAACACUUUGGGGGCCCACGUCAAAUCCUUGAUGAUCUUCUUGAUCAGCCGAUGUCGGUUGUGACGACUACUGAGUCUUGA